Carassius carassius (crucian carp) is the source of this 737-nucleotide messenger RNA. Its product is annotated as CD59 glycoprotein. NCBI's taxonomy places the organism in Eukaryota, Metazoa, Chordata, Actinopteri, Cypriniformes, Cyprinidae. The coding region runs from base 85 to 492 and encodes 135 amino acids. The transcript has 3 exons. The record is from RefSeq and is a predicted model, not a curated record.
GGAUUAUGGAGAGACACUGAGGUGUUUUCUAGUUAAGACUUCCACACUGUCCCAGCACUUUUCUAAUACAACCUCCUCCUUAACAUGAAGACUGUCCUCGUCGCGCUGGUCCUGUUCGCCGCUGUGCUACACACUGUGUUGUCUUGUCCGAUGUGUGAAGGUGAGGGGUUGAAGUGUUACACCUGUGUGGCAAAGAACGCGGACGAGUGUUUCCGGCAGGGCUCGACUGUGUGUCCUGCUCAUUCAGAUGCCUGCUCCACCAUCACAGGACCCAACUCCGUGAUGAAGUCAUGCGCUUAUAAGUCCUUCUGUGACAAGUCUCACAUGAGCAAUGGGGAGAUGAAGCUGGAAUGCUGCUUCAACGACGAGUGUAACGGCCCUCACCGGUCCCACAGCCAUGGGGAGCACCACAACACCGCCACGAGCCUAAGCUCCAGCCCCGUCCUGCUGCUGGGGCUCCUGCUACUUAGACUGGCUCUCAGUUCCCUGUAAACCUGUAACACAAAUACAUAAAUAAAUGAUGGAGUACAGGUGUUCAUGUAACUGAUAGAUGAGCUUUUGUCUGUUGGGAGGCAGAAUAAUCGGUGUGGUUUUGCUGUUACACAUAGGCUACAGGGGUUGAAUAAACACUGCUUAGAUUUGGUGUUCAUCUCUUUUAUUUUCUGUUGUAUGUGAGCUCAAAUGAGCGUCUGGUUAACUAAUGAAUAAAUUAAUAAAUGACCGGUUCAAAUGCUGAA